CACAUCAGCUGAUCUGUAAAUUCGUGAGAUAUAAAAGGUCGUUAACGAUGUUGCGAAUAACAAAAACAGUGUUGUGUAAAAACCGGCCCGCUGCUACAGGGAUUUUGACUCAUUGUCAGCGACUAUCAACAGAAGCUCAAAGUGAACCUCUAAAACCAUGUAUUAGAACAUCUGUACCUGGACCAAAAACUGUAGAAUUACUGAAAGACCUUAAUUCUCUGCAGCAAGCAGGCUCUGUUCAGCUGUUUGCAGAUUACGAUAAAUGUAUCGGUAAUUAUUUCGUCGAUGCAGAUGGUAAUGAAUUUUUGGACGCAUUCACUCAAAUAUCAUCUGUCCCUGUUGGAUAUAACCAUCCAGAAUUGCUAAACGCUUUUGCAGAUCAGCAUAAUUUAAAAUCACUGAUUAACAGACCUGCGCUUGGUGUCUUUCCAUCAAAAGAUUGGCCUGAAAAAUUAAGAAAUGUUUUGCUCUCUGUCGCGCCAUCGGGCUUAACUGGAGUAUCAACAAUGAUGUGCGGUUCUUGUUCAAACGAGAACGCAUAUAAAGCAGUAUUUAUGAGGUACAGAACAAAAGAAAGAGGAGGGAAACUUGACUUCACACCUGAGGAAAUAGAAUCUUGCAUGUUGAAUCAGCCACCGGGAGCUCCUAAAUUAUCUAUUAUGUCUUUUAAAGGAAGUUUCCACGGACGAACGUUUGGAACUCUGUCUACGACGAGGUCAAAGCCAAUACAUAAAUUGGAUUGUCCAGCUUUUGAUUGGCCAGCGGCUCCGUUUCCAAAAUACAAAUACCCGCUUUCCAAUUUUCAACGCGAAAAUCAGCGAGAAGAUGAGAAAUGUUUGGAACAAGUCGAAGACUUGAUGGAUAAAUAUAAGAAAGCUGGUAAUCCCGUUGCUGGGGUUAUCGUGGAACCUAUCCAAUCCGAGGGUGGUGAUAAUGAAGCGUCUCCUCAAUUUUUUCAAAAACUUCAAAGUCUAUGCAAAGAUAGAGGUGUGGCGUUGAUUAUGGAUGAAGUACAAACAGGGUGUGGACCCACAGGGAAAAUGUGGGCCCAUGAACAUUUUGACCUACCAACACCCCCAGAUGUUGUCACCUUCAGCAAGAAAAUGUUGACUGGUGGGUUUUAUUACAAAAGCGAUUUUAGGGCACCACAAUCCUACCGAAUUUUCAAUACAUGGAUGGGAGACCCAGGAAAACUCAUUUUACUGGAGCGUGUACUUAAAGUCAUAAAACAGGAAAAUUUACUUUCUUUGGUACAAAAAUCAGGAGCGAUCUUAAAAGAUGGUCUGCAUGAACUGGAGAAAGAAUUCCCAAAUCUGAUAAACAGUGUGAGAGGGCGUGGUACAUUUUUAGCAUUUACCGUAUGCAACACAGAAUUAAGGGACAAACUAAAUAACAAUUUGAAGAAAAACGGUGUACUUGGUGGUGCUUGUGGUGAAACUGCCAUUCGAUUGCGGCCAGCGCUCGUAUUUGCUCCAAAACACGCCGAGAUUUAUUUAGAUGCAUUGAGAAGAACUCUGAAGGAUUUGGAAUAGUCUUACUAAUGAAAUUCUGUAUUUAUAUACGGGCCUUAGUGUCAUCGUAAUUACUUAUAGUAACAUAAGUUUACUACAAAAUUGUGUCAUUUAUAAUGUGAUCUAAAAUAUUACAAUAUGUGUAUUUUAUUCUAUUAUUUUUUGUAUUCUUUAACUAAGUCAUUAUUAGCAUUAUACCUAAGUAUAAAGAGUAAAAGCAAUGUUACAUGAUUAAUACAUUACGAUGUCUUCCAUUAAAUAUGUGUAUUU
Messenger RNA from Diatraea saccharalis (sugarcane borer), 1781 nucleotides. The record is from the annotation of a GenBank genome assembly. Lineage: Eukaryota; Metazoa; Arthropoda; Insecta; Lepidoptera; Crambidae.